Molecule: messenger RNA, 330 nt
Organism: Akanthomyces muscarius
Lineage: Eukaryota; Fungi; Ascomycota; Sordariomycetes; Hypocreales; Cordycipitaceae
Exons: 3
Coding region: 1-330 (109 amino acids)
Source: RefSeq, a predicted model, not a curated record
AUGGGCGGAGCAUGCAGGUGGAUUAACGGCAUCUGGUGGUUGCCACAUUAUCGGACUGCCAUCCGCGGACGGCCGUCAUAUCUUGAAGGGCAUGGUGAUACCACUCAGCACUCAAGUUCCAACGCAGCCUGUCACGGAGAGGCCAUGCAGGGUCCCAUCUUUGAGGACGCAGCCGUUAUAGUAGUUCAUUACCAGCACGGAUAUCCAAACAAAAGCCCGGCAUGCAGUCGAAGGCAAGGGCUCCCGCUGCCCGCUUGUGGCACAGGGAUCUGGGGCAGAAACGCUAGAAUCCUUGACGGGGCAAGGUCUGGUGCGACGCAGAAGAGCUAA